AUGGCCGCCUGCGUAGAGGCAGCUGCACCAGCCGCCGCCGUCCGCGACCCCGGCGCCGCGCGACCGACCCGCAAGAGGACGCGCGUCGCCAUGGGCAGCACCGACGACUACGAGGAGACCGGCCGCAUCGGCACGGGCGCCUUCGGCUCGGUCCACAAGGCGCGCCACCGCGGCACCGGCCGGACCGUCGCGAUCAAGCGCCUCGCCGCGGCCCACGGCAGCCAGGCGGCGCUGCUGCGGGAGGCGUCGCUGCUGGAGGCGAGCGGCCGGGACAAUCCGUACGUCGUCGGCUUCCACGGCCUCGCCCGCAGCCCGGCCACCAUGGACCUCUGCCUGGUCAUGGAGUGCGUCGGCGCGAGCCUCAGCGACCUCCUCCACCAGCGCCGCUGCGGCGGGAUGCCGCCGCUGCCCGAGGCGACGGUGCGCGGCGUCAUGUGGCAGCUGCUCACGGGCGCCAAGAAGAUGCACGACGCCCACGUCGUCCACCGGGACAUCAAGCCGGACAACAUCCUUGUUGCCGAGGACCGCUCCACCGUCAAGAUCUGCGACUUUGGGCUCGCCAUGUACAUGGCGGAGCCGCCGCCCUACGAGAACGCCGGCUCGCUGUGGUACAUGGCGCCCGAGGUGCUGCUGGGGAAGCCCGACUACGACGCCCUCGUCGACACCUGGUCGCUCGGCUGCGUGAUGGCGGAGCUCAUCGACGGGUCCCCUCUGUUCAUGGCUUCCAAUGAAGCAGACCAGCUCGACGUGAUCUUCAACGUCCUCGGCGCGCCAGAUGAAACGACGUGGCCAUGGUUGUCGUCCACGCCGUUCGCCACCCAGAUGAUGCCGGAGCUGAAGAUGAAGCGGCGCAACCUACUGCGACAGGAGUUUCCCAUGAAAAAGCUAUCCAUGCAAGGAUUCCGGGUACUCAGCGGCCUGCUCACUUGCAACCCCGACAAGCGGCUCACGGCAGCUGCCGCGCUCAAACACCCAUGGUUCGCCAAGAUGAACAACGCACCGGAGCUGCACCUGCCAAAGAAAGAACAAGUGCCAUCAACGUUGCCCAAGAUCAAGAGACUUAGGGUGGUGUGUCCGUGA
Messenger RNA from Miscanthus lutarioriparius, 1080 nucleotides. Lineage: Eukaryota; Viridiplantae; Streptophyta; Magnoliopsida; Poales; Poaceae. The record is from the annotation of a GenBank genome assembly.